GAAGUGGAUUGAAUUGACACGUGUUUCUGUUGUUGGGCACCAAAACAUACCGCACUGUUGCGGCAUCGAAGUGUCAUUGACUCUAUUUUUUCCCAGCUGUGUUUGAGUUAAUCAUGGAGGAUUAUACAACUGAAAUGUCAUUUAUGUCCUUGAUGUAUUAAACCCGUCCACUUUUAUUGUAUCACACAUGAGCCAGCAGUCAGUCAUGCAGCAAAGCAGUGCUGUUACUAGAUACCUCAUCUUCUUUCAAUACCUAGGAACCAAAUACAGUGGGGUGAUGAAGGCUCCUCCUCAUCAGCCUCUCCAGGGAGUGCAGAAUCAUUUAGAGGACGCAGUGCGAAGACUGAAGCCUGUAAAUGAAGUGUCUGUGUGCAUCUCCAGUCGCACAGACACCGGUGUGCAUGCGCUCUGUAACUCUGCACAUCUAGACAUCCAGCGUAGAGGAGACAAACCUCCCUUCACUGAACAAGUCCUGACUGAUGCCUUAAACUUCUUAUUAAAACCAGAGCCCAUCAGAAUCACGAGAGUCUACUGCGUACAGAAAAACUUUCACGCACGCCACCAAGCCAUAUCAAGAUCCUACGUCUACCGCUUGGCCACGGGACUCCGUCGUCACACCGAAUUGCCCAUAACGGAGAAGGAUUUGUGCUGGACGUUAUGGGACACGGAGCUGAACGUAGACGCCAUGCGAGAGGCGGGAGCCGCGUUCCAGGGAACGCACGAUUUCAGCACUUUCCGUGCGCUCAGCUCAGACGCUCCGUUCAAGAACCCGGUGAAGACCAUGGAGCUGGUGCAGGUAGAGCCGGGCCUCUCCUUCAGCCAGCGUCACUUUCAUAGAGACGUCCAGUUUUGGGAGCUCACCUUUAAAAGUAGGUCCUUUUUAUACAAACAAGUGCGGAGGAUGGUUGGGGCGUUGGUUGCAGUUGGCCGGGGUAAACUGUCCGUCAGUCAGAUUCACGACCUGUUAGACAGCAGGGACACCAUGGCCUACCCUCAAAACAUGGCCGCUCCGCCGUACGGCCUCUUUCUGAUAAACGUGGGGUAUAAAGACUCAGAUCUGAAGCCUUCCAUACGGGACGACUGCUUGUAAAAGAAAAAGCAGCACACUUGGGAACCUGUAAAUAAAGCUCUAUGACGUAAAUAAACUUUGUAUUCAACAUUCA
Molecule: messenger RNA, 1163 nt
Organism: Tachysurus vachellii
Lineage: Eukaryota; Metazoa; Chordata; Actinopteri; Siluriformes; Bagridae
Gene: pusl1
Product: pseudouridine synthase like 1
Exons: 8
Coding region: 188-1090 (300 amino acids)
Biological process (GO): tRNA pseudouridine synthesis
Molecular function (GO): RNA binding; pseudouridine synthase activity
Source: RefSeq, a predicted model, not a curated record